This is a messenger RNA of Endocarpon pusillum Z07020, 3735 nucleotides long. RefSeq lists its product as uncharacterized. Gene Ontology annotation, cellular component: nuclear pore. NCBI's taxonomy places the organism in Eukaryota, Fungi, Ascomycota, Eurotiomycetes, Verrucariales, Verrucariaceae. The record is from RefSeq and is a predicted model, not a curated record. The transcript is spliced from 2 exons. Gene Ontology annotation, molecular function: structural constituent of nuclear pore. Bases 1 to 3735 code for a protein of 1244 amino acids.
AUGCUCAACUUAUACGUGGAGACGGCUGUACAUCUCACUCCUCCUACCUCCAGUUUGGUGAUCACACGUCCCAUUCCCUCGGCCAGCAGCUUGCAAAUACUUCCAAGAGCAGCACCAUCCUAUGCUAGGACCUCAGCGACCCCGGGUCAAGCAAAAGACGAAACUUCCUAUGCCCAAAAAUAUCUGACUAGUCAAGGGUCCAUUUACUUUCGUUGUGCGAAAGCAUACCCUCGAACAUUUAUCUGGCGAGUCCUCGAUGGCAACAGAAUCCUAGAGCUUCGAUGCGCAGAUUUAGCGAGAAGCGAGCAUGAAUCUCACGAAGCUCUUCUUAUAAUUAGAUUCGAGGUUCAAGAUGGUAUAGUACCUGGAGGGGUUGAGCUAUCAGACACAGAGGAUCAGGAUGUGCUGCAUGCCUUCAUCAUCACCACCAAGAAGGAGCUCCACACAUUGGCUGUACCCCUUGACUUCUUCAGAAACCCCGAGGACUCGAAGGCUGACAGUCGUAAGUGGUGCAAGACUUUUGUGCCUUCUUCUUUCACGAUCGAUACUCCCCAUCGACUUUACGCGCAUACACCCUUCGAGCUUUUCGUGGCUCUCGAUAGUGGCCGAUUGCAGAGGUUGACAAGAAAAGCUGAAGAUGACGGAUCGUAUUGGACACAAGACAAUUUUGAUGAUGCAUCGUGGGGAGCUUCGCUUAGAGGUAUGGUCAAAUGGCGAAGCAAUCACUUUAUCACCUAUGAAUCAAGGUCCUUGAGCCAGACGACCGCAAAUGCCAUGAUUGCAUCCUCGGAUUCCACGUAUCUUUACACCAUAUGUCUGAAUCACACUUUGCGAGUCUGGAGUCUGACGACAGGCAAGUUGGUGGUUUCAAAAGAUCUGCUCAACAGACCUAUCCAACCGCAAGACCCACACACAAUUCUCAGCCCUGCAACGCCAAGCUUUCUUCGUCUGUUCAAAGUUGGAUUGAUUGACCAUCCCAUACUGGUAACGUUCUCACCACAUAACGAAGGCCAAUUCAAAUUCUGGAACGUGCGAGGUGGACUUACUGAGCCAUUGACCGUGGAGGACAUGUUCCCUGACUUGAGCUUGAGGCCGCCGGAUCCUGAUCCUUCGGGUAACACUAUUUGGUCUCUUGCAGGAUUCGAAUUAUACCCUGGUGACUUCGGUGAGCCUGCAGACCUGUGGCUUCUAUGGAGGAACAACAAUCUCUGCCAAAUUUAUAGCUUGCACUUUGACAUGCAAAAUAUGUGGGACUGUUGGGCGACAAAUUGGGUCAAGACACAACCCUCAAUCAGCUCGAAAACUACUGCCCCUGAUUUUGUGAAGCACGAUUCGGUGGACCCUACAGAGAAAUGGAUGAAGUUCUUAUUCUGGCCUGAAAGAUAUCCAGUGUCUGUGCUAGAGACGUCACUGAACAUUUAUCAAGAGGCGAUGCGAAUCGAACCGGCGCCAGCGAAGAACAGUAGGCCGCUGCAGCAGCGGCUUUGUGCCUCCAUAGCAUCUGGUGUCAGCCUGCGUAAGUACAGUGAGUCGGAGUUGGACUACCUGCGGUUUGCUCUUGAUACCGACACUCAGUGGAGAAACUUCUGGCGAAUUGCGGAAGCCAUUAAUGAAAAGUGUAGGAGCCCAAUCUCGCUGGCUUUCGAUGCAUACGCUGGAACGUCCUGGGUACUUCAGGCUGAUCAGUGCUGCGCAAUACGCGAGUGCAAUGAGCUUGAACUCGUUUGCUAUAACAGUCGCCAGUCUGCGCACGCCCUUGAGUCUAUCAUCUCCGCCCGAUGGCCACAUCGCAAGGGCGUUACCGAAGAUUUCCCUAGUCUCACAAGCAUGUCGAAGUUGUUGGAUACAGCGGCAACAUUCAUGCAAAGCUUUUCACCAGAACUGGUCAGAGACUGCGAGAAUGCUCUUAACAUUGAGCUCUUCGAGGAAGCUGAACUCCCUAUUUCUGAACGAAUCAACGACUUUUAUGAUCGAUGCAAAUUUGGAGAUGCAAUAUCUCAGGAAUCGGUUGAGAAAGUGUUGCAUGAGGUCCAGGUUAUUGGGGGCUUACAGAGGUUAGGGGCUGAGCUCAUCCCUGCCGUUCUCGCACUUAUGCCAGAAACUGUUCGUGGCUCCCAUACUGCCCUUCGGUCCACAGUGUUUGGGGCGAAUGUGGUUGAUGCUGGGCUUAGAGAUACAAUUACUCUACGUCGCCAGGUUGCACACAACUUGUUCAUCCUUGUGAUCGUCCUCGAGGGUGAGAUUGGCGAAGAAGAGAGGAGAAUCGAUGCCUUUGAUGCGCCUGGAUUGUUCAGCAUGAUGCUUGAUAUUUUGAAAGAGUACGAGAAGAAGAUGUGGUUGCUCUCGCAUGUUCGGGACUGUCCAAUAGAACCCUCGGAGCAUUCUAGGGAUUCUCCUACUGAAAACAAGCCGAAACCAUCAGCGCAGUCAACACAAAGCUCCAUUCGGCGAGUAAAUCUCUUACGCGACACGAAAGGCAAAGACAUCAAACCUCAGCCGGCUGUUGGAUCACCACAGAGCUACCUGCUGACCGAGAUGCUAGAUGAUGUGGAGGCUUGGGUUGGUGGUGCUUCGGAGAUCUCAUCAGACGAUGGUUGUGUUUGGAUCCAAUGCGACUUGCUUGCCCAUGGUAAUAUUGACCUGGCGACCGAGUUUGCUCGCUUCCAGCCAAAGACGCCUUGGUCUACGCAAGUCUUCCUCCUGCUCCAUUCUGAUUUCUUCGAUGCUGAUUCGAGACUAGCACACGGCAAGGCCAUUGGCAUGCUCGAUGACAUGUCCGCUGGACUCCUAACCAUUGACGAGACAGACAAUUUCCACAGUGGUAUCAGUCGGUACUUGGAGCAUAUCUCAAAACUAUUCGAUACAGCUCAUGCGCAUUCAUUUGCGGCUCAUUUUGCUCGCUUGGCACUAGCUACAUUGCCUCCCGAUAAGUCGGAAGAUGUAGAAGCUUACCGAGAUGACAUCUUGUUGUGCUGGUUCGCAGCAGAGCUUCAAUCCUCCCGCUACAUUUCAGCAUACACUGCGCUCACACAAUUCAGCAAUGAAAAGCUCCAAGAAAAGUCUGCAAUUGCUUGGGCUGAUGCGAUAUUGGGUCGAAGAUGUGUGCCAAGGCUGGAGGCGACCGAGAUUAUCCAUCUGUUACAAAAGCUGCCUCUUGAUCUACAUGCCCAUAUUACACGAGUGGUGGAUGAUCACCUCACCACACUAGCCCUGAACCAAGCCUCAGCCCCGCGUCUUUCAAACCGCAUCAGGGCAGAUAACAUUGGCACAGACUACUCGAGGAUUCUUUACGCAUUGCGGGUGGGGAGACAAGAAUAUCGUGGGGCCAUUUCCGUGCUUAUGAAUCGACUUCACACGGUCAAGAAAUCAGGCCACGCAAGGAACGACCCCAGGGCGAUGGUGCUACGAAAUACUCUUCUUGCGCUCAUCAAUACCUUAUCAUGCAUGGCACCUGAAGAAGCCUACAUUGUCACCACCACUCAAGAAAGCGCGGUCAACGCGAUGGAUUUUGGCCAGGAUGCUGACGGACGGGACAUGCAGACAGGCUGGAAAGCGCGAAAAAGGAUCAUUAUUACCCUGGAGGAUCUGCGACGUGAGUACCAGCAGCUGUUGGAUGAAUGUAGCCGGAUUGAGAGGGGAGACUUUGAAUUUGAUGCCUGCACAGAUGAUGAGGACAACGGAAACGAGUCCGAGGGAGCGGCGAUUAUCAAUGGUGUGGAUGCGAUGGAGCCCUGA